Ceutorhynchus assimilis (cabbage seed weevil) is the source of this 270-nucleotide messenger RNA. NCBI's taxonomy places the organism in Eukaryota, Metazoa, Arthropoda, Insecta, Coleoptera, Curculionidae. The record is from the annotation of a GenBank genome assembly.
AUGGUGAUUAAUCUACAAUCUAAACCUUCGAGCCUUCACGAUCCGUCAGGGUUGAAAAAAAACCACCCCCAUAUGUUAAAAAAAUCGCAGAAAAAUAGUAAAAAAUUGUGUGCGUUGAUAAAACUUUGCACACAGCUCAUUGAGGUGCUAAUGAACCUACAAAAUGAAGGACAACCCCUUACGACCCGUCAGAGUAGGAAAAAACUGCAAAAAACCACCCCCAUAUGCUAAAAAAAUCUAAGAAAAAUAGUAAAAAAUUGUGUGCGUUAA